Molecule: messenger RNA, 1560 nt
Organism: Capsicum annuum
Lineage: Eukaryota; Viridiplantae; Streptophyta; Magnoliopsida; Solanales; Solanaceae
Product: caffeoylshikimate esterase
Exons: 8
Coding region: 342-1397 (351 amino acids)
Cellular component (GO): membrane
Molecular function (GO): lipase activity
Source: RefSeq, a predicted model, not a curated record
AAGAAAAAUAAUAAUCAGAAUUUCAUAAUCUUUUCACUCUCCUCAUCCAAUCUAUAUCUAUUUAUAUCUCUAUAUAUAUAUUCCAUUUAUUUCUGGUCCACUUUAUACCUCCCGUUUUUUCAAGAUUUGAAUAUCUUAAAACUAUUCUUUUAUCACAAUCAAGAAUCACUUUUGCUUCCCUUCUUCUUCAUCUUCAUCUUCAUCUACAACUCCAAUACAAAAAAAAAUAAAAAUAAAAAUGCACCCAUAAUACAUAGAUCUUUCACUCACCCAAUAUCUCCACUUGAAUGCUUAUUCACAUUUCUGAGUUGGGACUUUAUUCUUUUUCCUGAAAAUAUAUCAUGGGUGUUGAUUAUCAUGAGGUAUUUAUAAGGAAUCCAAGAGGUGUACAACUCUUUACUUGUAGAUGGUUGCCCUUUUCUUCUCCAAAGGCCCUUGUUUUCCUUUGCCAUGGCUAUGGCAUGGAAUGCAGUAGAUUCAUGAGAGGUGUUGGGACAAAGCUGGCAAAUCAUGGAUACGCUGUGUUCGGAAUAGAUUAUGAAGGCCAUGGACGAUCAGGGGGUGCCCGCUGUUACAUCAAAAAGUUUGACAACAUUGUCAAUGACUGCAGUGACUUUUUCAAGUCAGUUUGUGCGCAGGAGGAGUACAGAGAGAAAACAAGGUUUUUAUAUGGGGAGUCGAUGGGAGGGGCCGUGGCUCUUUUAACACACAAGAAAGAUCCUACCUUUUGGCAUGGUGCUCUUCUCGUUGCACCUAUGUGUAAGAUAUCCGAGAAGGUGAAGCCACAUCCAAUGGUUAUAAGCUUACUAACUAAAGUGGAGGAUGUCAUACCAAGAUGGAAGAUAGUCCCUACAAAGGAUGUCAUUGAUUCGGCCUUCAAGGACCCUGUUAAAAGGGAAGAGGUACGUGGGAACAAGUUAAUUUAUCAGGAAAAGCCAAGACUAAAGACAGCGUUGGAAAUGCUUAGAACCAGCAUGCAUCUUGAGGAAAGUUUGCACGAGGUGACUCUACCAUUUUUAGUGUUACACGGGGAAGCAGACAUAGUAACAGAUCCAGAAGUAAGUAAGGCUUUAUACGAGCAAGCGAGUAGCAAGGACAAGACUAUAAAACUCUAUCCAGGAAUGUGGCAUGGUUUGACAUAUGGUGAGCCAGAAGAUAACAUUGAAAUCGUCUUUUCAGAUAUCAUCUCUUGGCUUGACAAGCGAAAUGGAGAGAAUAUCGAUGAGGCUAAUUUAAUUGAGAGAUCAGUUUGUCGAGCUACAUCUACGCCAUAUGAGAUGCAACCAAUCUCUUCACCUGUAACGGUCAAUGAAGCAAAACCACAGAGAAAACGUCCUCAAGCGAAUUAUCUGUGUGGAUGGAAAGGGCGUCGGAUGCACCAUCAUUCAUCAAUGUAGAAACUUGAUCGAUAGAUAUGGCCUGUUGCAUCUCCUUCAUUUGUUCUUUCAUGUUAUGGUGACAUAAAUGUUGCUACUAUUAUUUAUGAGGGAAGUGGCAAAUAACAUGUUAUUGUAAGAUGCAAAAUCUCAUAUCUUUAUGUGUCAGUAAACUACUUGUCUA